Penicillium lagena is the source of this 1215-nucleotide messenger RNA. RefSeq lists its product as uncharacterized. Bases 1 to 1215 code for a protein of 404 amino acids. The transcript has a single exon. The record is from RefSeq and is a predicted model, not a curated record. Lineage: Eukaryota; Fungi; Ascomycota; Eurotiomycetes; Eurotiales; Aspergillaceae.
AUGGCACAAACUUCGUUUUCCAGGACUCUCAGGGCAAUUGCUUUGGCCCUGAGUCUUUUGGCUGGGUUGAGCUUAGGAUAUGAUUUCUCUUUGAGGCCCUCCCUCCCCCCAUCAAUUCGGGAUCUCUCUUCAGUGACCAAGAGCUCUUCCGUGAACUCCUGGAUCAUACCUCUGUCUGGUCCCGGAAAUGAUAUUUCCUCCGCAUGGGGUGUCAAUGUCACGACAAACAGCAACUCGUCCCCGAGACUGAUUGCUCUCGCCAUCAGCAAUGACACACAAAUUGGCGUCCUUAGCAGUUCAUCCGGAUCUUCUGCUGUUUUAAUAAACGCAGAGUCGCCAGCGAUUAAUGACAACAAUGAGUCUCUCGAAGUGAACCUCACGGACCCGAAAGAUUCACAGCUGGUUCUAGGCCAGAAUUCUGUGCUCGGUUUCUCAGAUUCGACAAAAGAAUUGUCAACAGUGCCUUUUGGUCUUAAUAUAGGAUUUGCGGGGGAGUGGAAUGGAUCACUUUCAUUUGGUGGGAAUUAUGACGCGAAUCGGAUUUAUGGACAAACCGGAUGGGUGUCGAUUCCCGAAGCCAACGAUACCCAGAGCACAUUCCUGGCCACAGGGUAUCUACCAGUUGACUCAGUCACUGUUCGAUCCUGGCAAUAUAACAGCGACGAAGGCGACUCAGGGUCUACUCUAGGAUACACCUAUCCGUACAGUGACUCAACGGCAGACAAUAUCCAAUACACCGUGCCUGCCGUCCUUAACUUUUCCAGCCCCUCUGUGGUUCUACCUAGUAAAGAACUAUGUGGGAAGAACCUCACCCUGGAGUUCAACACCAACAGCAAGAUGUGGCAAUAUACUUCAUUUGUCAUUCCCAUCUUUGCCGAAUUGACUGCCUCAUCAAGCCGUUGCUCGGCGAAUGAAGACAUUGGGAAUACCAGCUCGUCAUCUCCCGUGGUCCUGGGAAUACCCUUUUUCCAAGCGACUUACAUUUACGUUGACUCCAAUACCAAAAUGUGGUUUUCAUCCGUGAAUGAAUGGAAUAUGUCUUUCAGCCCAAAGCCGUUCAACGCAAAUGGUGAGCUGACCAAUCCAAAAAUUCCUGCCAGUGUCACUCAAGCUGCAACAACACCCACUCCGACUGAAAAUGGAGAUGGGAAAUUUCAUUCUAAGGUUGAUUUUGUGGUAAUUGUAUCAAUGGUGCUGAGCUUAUUGCUUCAAUAA